Molecule: messenger RNA, 1836 nt
Organism: Tremella mesenterica DSM 1558
Lineage: Eukaryota; Fungi; Basidiomycota; Tremellomycetes; Tremellales; Tremellaceae
Exons: 10
Coding region: 1-1836 (611 amino acids)
Biological process (GO): transmembrane transport
Cellular component (GO): membrane
Molecular function (GO): transmembrane transporter activity
Source: RefSeq, a predicted model, not a curated record
AUGUCAGGUCCGAGUCAACCAAUCGGGUCUCCACUGAGUAGAUGGGAAAGCAUAGAACGACUUAGUAGAAGACUAUCAAUAGAAGCGGCCGUUCCUGAGGUCAUCCCUCUGCAAUUGGAAUUAUCGCAUUCUGCUUCUCGCCCUCUUAGAACAAACAGCCGAUCAGAGCGACAAUCCGUCAAGUUGGAUUACGAUGAGGACGUACAUGAGAAGAGAUCAGGGGAGCGAGAAGGGUCGACUAAAUCGAAUGGUGCAUUGUCCGAUAUACAAGAGAAAGAGAAGGAUGUAGAGGUUGGAGAAAAUGUAGAAACCAAAGAUUCUGAAGUGAUUCCCUCGGUCAAGUUAUCGAGGAAUAGGUUAAUCCUAAUCGGGGCUGCUAUGUUCUUUUCGAAUUUCACUUCUACGAUUUCUACAUCCACUGUUAUGCUGUCGAUUCCUUCUUUGGCAGAGGAUCUUGGUAUAUCCGUUUUGUCUGCUCAAUGGGUGAGUCUCUUGACUCCUCUAUCACUUGGUAUCCUCAUAUCGGGUCGACUUGCAGAUAUGUUUGGACGACGAAUACAACUCAUGGUAGGCUUGAGCAUAGUGGUUGUAACUUCUUUGAUCACGAAAUUCAUGCGUGUCAGAAUAGCCAUCUGUGUCCUUCGUGGUAUAGGAGGAUUCGGAAUGUCACUCGCUUCCCCAGCAGCAUUCGGUAUUUUGGGUACGACAUUCCGAGAAGAACCAGCUAGGACUAUAGCCUUUUCAAUCAUGGGGAUGGGAUUACCCGUAGGAGGUUCGACGGGUCUUAUCAUUGGUGGUGCCGUGGCUAGUGCAGGGAGACACGGCUGGUCAUACGUCUUUUUAGUCAUCAUGGGUUUCGCUUUAGUCCCCCUCACCUUAGUCUUCUUCUUCGUCCCUCCGGAACCUAAACGAACAUUAUCCCCUGGGUGGAUCAAGACGAUCGAUUGGUUUGGUGCUUUUCUGAUCGGUGGAGGGAUUGCUCUGUUCUUAUUCUCGAUCACUCAAUCUGGUCUAGUAGAACGGGGAUGGUCAGAACCAUACGUUCCAGCUUGCACCGGUAUAUCCAUCCUCAUGUUACUCGCUUUUGGAUUUUGGGAACAUCACGUGGAACAUCAUCUUUCACAUAUACUACAACCAAUUCUUAAAUUAUCUCUCUUGACAAGACAUAAUUACAAAGUCGCAAGUAUUAUCGUUUGCGCUUUCUGUUCUUUCUCUUGUACGGCAGGAUGGAUUUUCAUGGCUACUGUUUAUUAUCAAGAAUAUAAAGGUUAUUCACCUUUAUUGAAUGCUAUACAUGUUAUUCCUGCUACUUUAUGUGGGAUAAUAGCAAUGGCCGCCGUCAUGUACCUAGCACCGAGAAUUCGCGCUCCAUACUUACUUAUGACAGGAGCUAUCCUCGGAGGCGUGGCAAACUUAUUGUAUGCUGUCGAACCUGAUGGUCUGACCUAUUGGGCGGCGGAAUUACCGGCACAAAUUUUGUUACCUUAUUCGACGGAUAUGAUGACUGGUGUAGGGUCUAUCUUGAUGGCUAAUUUGGUUGAACAACAUGAACAAUCCCUCGCUGGUGGAUUACUUCAAACAGGCGUUCAGACCGCUAUCCCUACUUCAAUAUGUAUAGUUUCACUCGUACAAUCCAAUCGAGCUCAAAUCACCGGUAGUCUCCGAACGGGAUUAAGAGAUGGGUUUUGGUUUUCCUCCGCAUGGGGUUUCUUCGCCGCAUGCCUCAUUUUCGUCUCAUUAGGUAAAGUCGGUCUGGCCAAAGAUGUAGGAUAUCAAUAUGGGAUACGUAAACGACCUGAAGAAGAGACGAGUGGGAAUGAUACGGUUCAAGAGUGA